Molecule: messenger RNA, 1638 nt
Organism: Aureobasidium uvarum
Lineage: Eukaryota; Fungi; Ascomycota; Dothideomycetes; Dothideales; Saccotheciaceae
Source: the annotation of a GenBank genome assembly
AUGAGCGCAACACGACAUCAACGCGACCAGGAGGCUCUAGAAGAUGAUAUCAAAAUAUCCUCAGACCCGGAUGCGGCUCCAAUACAACCUCUCGGAUCCGAUGAAAAGGACAACCAGAAUACUGUCUCGACGAUCGAACAACCUUCUGUUGAUGAUGGCGUUUACUCUGUCUUCACACCUACUCAGAAAAAGUUGAUUGUAUUCACGGCAUCACUAGCUGGCUUCUUCUCUCCACUCAGCGGCUCUAUAUACUACCCAGCCCUAAACACUAUAGCAGAAGACUUGGGCAUCACAGCAACAAAGGUCAAUCUCACAGUCACGACGUACAUGAUUGUACAAGGCCUAGCUCCCAUGUUGACAGCAGGCUUCAGCGAUGGAGCCGGUAGACGACCAGCCUAUAUCGCUUGCUUCGUCAUCUAUUUAGCUGCAAACCUUGGUCUGGCGCUACAAAACAACUACGCCGCAUUACUAGUGCUUCGGUGUCUACAAAGCGGUGGUAGCAGUGGCACUAUCGCUUUAGCAAACGGUGUCGUCGGCGACAUAGUCACAUCAGCCGAGCGAGGCAGCUACGUUGCUUUUGCCUCUGUAAGCUCAAUUCUAGGACCAACUCUAUCCCCCAUCCUCGGUGGCUUACUCAGUCAAUACUGGAACUGGCACGGUAUAUUUUGGUUCCUCCUAGCUUUCGGCGGAGUCUUUUUUAUCCCUCUAUUCCUAUUUUUCCCAGAGACUUGCAGGGAUGUGGUUGGCGAUGGCUCCAUCCCAGCACCAAAACUCAAUUGGAAUCUCACCGACAAGAUCAGACAUGAGAAUCGAGAGAAAGCAGGCCUUGACGUUGACGAACAAAAACAAGAGGAGUUGCGCAGAAAAUACCGUCUUGUGUUCCCGAAUCCGCUGUCUACGCUUGUCGUGCUUAUGGAUUUGGAAUCUGCUCUCAUCUUGAUCGCGUCCGGAUUGACUUUAUCUUGUUUCUACGCCGUCAGCACUGGCGCCUCCACAGCCUUCCGCAGUGUCUACGGCUUUGACGACAUGCAAGUCGCUCUAAUGUUCAUCCCCUUUGGCGUCGGCGGUAUAAUCUCAGCCUUCACAACCGGCAAAGCCGUAGAUUGGAAUUACCGCCGUCAUGCCAAACUCAAUGGCUUCCCUUUCAUCAAGAACAAACAACAAGACAUGACAGAGUUUCCUCUGGAAAAAGCCAGACUGGAAAUCGCAAUGCCGCUUUUCUAUCUAGGUGCACUGACGAUACUCGGUUAUGGCUGGGUGAUGGACAAACAUGUUUCGUUGGCUGGCCCAAUUGUUCUGCUGUUUUUCAUGGGAUAUGCACUCACUGCCGCCUUUCAAGUCUACAAUAUUUUGAUCGUGGAUAUUUAUCCGGGAAAGCCGGCCACAGCGUCAGCGGCAAACAAUAUCGUGCGCUGUGAGAUGGGGGCAGCAACUUCGGCUGCCAUUGUACCCAUGGCAAAAGCAAUGGGCAAUGGGUGGGCAUAUACAUUACUCGCUUUCCUACUGAUAGCAUAUUCGCCAGCAUUGUUGUGGACAAUGAAGUCAGGGGUGCAGUGGCGACGAGCAAAGAAGCAAAAACAUGAAGAGCAACCGGCAAAGAUGGCAAAAAGUAAAGUCAUUGAGUCUGAGAAACCGUAG